AUGUUUGCGUAUAGGCGAAAGCAGAAUUGUGAAGAUUAAGUUGAAUUAGAAUUAGAAUAUAAAUAUAAUUAUUUAUUGAAUUUAGGGAUGAGUAAGGAUGGUUUGCCUAUGUUCAAGUUUAUUGUUGUUGGUGAUCAAUGUAAUUGGAUAUGUCAGACUUAGCUGUUGGCAAGAGUAGUUUUGUUAAAUAAUAUUCGGAAGGCCAAUUUCAUGAAGGGAUGAAUAGAGCAACAAUUGGUGUGGAAUUUGUUAAGAAGUUGGUCAUAGUUGAUAAGCGUAGAGUGGAGCUGCAAAUAUGGGAUACUGUAUAAGUUUUGAGCGAUUGAUUAGGCAGGAUAGGAAUAAUUUAGAAGCAUGAUCAAGAGUUUUUAUCGGGGAGCUGCGGCUGUUUUUGUGUUAUAUAGUAUCAAUUAAAGAGACUCAUUUGAGAAGUUGCAAGAAUGGUUAACAGAGUUGCAUGAGAGUGCUCACGAGGAGAUUGUCAAAAUUCUUGUGGGGAACAAAUCAGAUAUGGAACGCAGUGUUCAAAAGGAGGAGGCUGAGAAAUUCAUGAAUGCUCACAAUUUUAGUUUGUUUUUUGAGACAUCUGCGAAGACUGGGGAGAAUGUAGAAAAAGUAACCAUUUCAAUAUAUGUCUAAAAGGCUUUUGUGGAGGCAGUGAAAUUAGUGAUAAUGAGGAUGUUUACGAGUGAAUCCUUCAAAAAUUCUAUAAAAACUACAAAGAAGACUCCGGCGAGUUCGAAAUAGAAUACAAGCAGAAGUGAUUAGCCGAUUUCAGAGGUGUCGCAAUUGCCUUCAAAAGCAAUUUAUUUGUAAUCCAAUCACACUUAAGACAAUCAUCAUGCAAAGAAGCAGUGCUGUUGA
Molecule: messenger RNA, 864 nt
Organism: Paramecium octaurelia
Lineage: Eukaryota; Ciliophora; Oligohymenophorea; Peniculida; Parameciidae
Source: the annotation of a GenBank genome assembly